Messenger RNA from Choloepus didactylus (southern two-toed sloth), 959 nucleotides. Its product is annotated as ret finger protein-like 4A. Gene Ontology annotation, molecular function: protein binding. The record is from RefSeq and is a predicted model, not a curated record. Bases 1 to 858 code for a protein of 285 amino acids. The transcript is spliced from 2 exons. Lineage: Eukaryota; Metazoa; Chordata; Mammalia; Pilosa; Megalonychidae.
AUGGCAGAGCACUUUGGAGAAGCCAGCAGCUGUCCUGUGUGUGAGGCCUAUUUUAAGAAACCCGUGUACUUAAAGUGUAGAUACAUCUGCUGCCACCACUGCGUCACUUUCCUGCAGGUGGACGCCCACGGAGAGAGUUUUUUGUGUCCUCUCUGCUCUUUCGUCUCUCAGAAGGAUGACAUUAGGGCAAACUGUCAGCUGGGGAAGCUGGUCUGCAAGGUCAAGCAGCUGGAGCCGCACCUGAGAGCUGCUCUGCAGAUGAACCCGAGGAUGCUGCGGUCCCAAGUGGAUAUGACCUUCGAUGUUGACACAGCCCACAACCGCCUCCUCAUUUCCGAAGACGGGAGGCAGGUCCGAUGUGGACACAGCAUCCAGAAUCGGGAAGAGCGCGCUGAGAGAUUCAGCUACAGCAUCUGCGUCCUGGGCUCCUCUCGGUUCACCUCUGGCCGCCAUUACUGGGAGGUGGACGUGGGAACGAGCGAAGAAUGGGAUCUGGGCGUCUGCAGGGAAUCUGUUCCACGAGAAGGGAAGGCCAUGUUGUCUUCAGAACUCGGAUUCUGGACACUGAAUUUGAGAAAAGGAAAACACUUCUAUGCCAGCACUAAUCCAAAGACUGCUCUUUGGGUGAACCCCUGGUUACAACGUGUGGGGAUUUUCCUGGACAUGGAUAUUGGAAACGUUACUUUUUGUGACAUUAGCGAUGGAUCCCAUAUCUAUACAUUUACCAAAAUUUCUGCUUCUGAGCCACUGCGGCCAUUCUUUUCUCCUGCAAAUCUGAGAAAUGAUGAUGCAAGCUCCUUGAGUAUCUGUUUGCCAGUGAUUCCAAGUAUCCCAUUCCUCCAGCACAAGCCAGAAUAGACAAAUAAAGCCAAGACAACAAACACUUUUAUGGACAUAUGCUUGGUGUCUAUAUCUACAGCUUUUCCACCUGGCCCACCCAUUGUACAGAGUACUAGAAA